AAAAUCGAAGCAGGGCUUGGCAAAUGUCCCCAGAUUACUUCAAUUGGCAAAUUUCCAUGAAAUUUCGAUAGAGAAUUUCGUAAAAUCGAUGCCUUUUCUAAAUUUCCCCUCCGUAAUACAAGCAUUUGGUUUAGAUUCUUUAUAUCCCUUUGUGUUAUUCUAGUUAUAACCAGUUCAGUUAGGUUACCUGUAAACCAGUGAAAAGUGACUCGAAUAGUAGUUCAUCGGCAUUGAGUCCGCGCCAUUUUGCAGGACUGUACACGUUUUUGGUUUUUCAUUUAUAAAUUAUAAUCAAAAAUGUCAGGAGAAGAAACAUCUGCCGAUCGUAAUGUUGAAAUAUGGAAAAUUAAGAAACUGAUCAAGAGCUUGGAGUUGGCCAGAGGGAAUGGUACCAGCAUGAUUUCCCUGAUCAUACCACCUAAAGAUCAAAUAUCCCGAAUUAGUAAAAUGUUAGCCGAUGAAUUUGGCACUGCUUCUAAUAUUAAGUCUCGAGUUAAUAGGUUAUCUGUACUGGGUGCAAUCACAUCAGUCCAACACCGAUUAAAAUUAUACACAAAAGUACCACCAAAUGGACUCGUCAUUUACUGUGGAACAAUAGUCACUGAUGAAGGAAAAGAAAAAAAAGUAAACAUCGAUUUCGAACCUUUCAAACCGAUAAAUACCUCUUUGUACUUAUGCGACAAUAAGUUCCAUACCGAGGCGCUGACGGCCCUCCUAGCGGACGACAACAAAUUCGGAUUCAUAGUUAUGGAUGGUAACGGCGCAUUAUUCGGCACCCUGCAAGGAAACACACGCGAAGUCCUGCACAAAUUCACCGUCGACUUGCCAAAGAAGCACGGCAGAGGUGGUCAGUCCGCUCUCCGUUUUGCCCGUUUGAGAAUGGAAAAGAGACACAAUUAUGUCAGAAAAGUGGCGGAAGUAGCAACUCAGCUUUUUAUUACCAAUGACAAGCCAAACAUAGCUGGUCUAAUUUUGGCUGGUAGUGCUGACUUCAAGACUGAACUUAGCCAAUCUGACAUGUUUGAUCCUAGAUUACAAGCUAAAGUUAUUAAAUUAGUUGAUGUGUCUUAUGGUGGUGAAAAUGGUUUCAAUCAGGCCAUUGAACUGGCGGCGGAAUCGUUGCAGAACGUUAAGUUUAUCCAGGAGAAGAAAUUAAUUGGAAGAUAUUUUGAUGAAAUUAGUCAAGACACUGGAAAAUACUGUUUUGGUGUUGAAGACACAUUAAGAGGUUUGGAACUGGGAUCUGUUGAAACCCUCAUCUGUUGGGAAAAUUUAGAUAUUCAAAGAUAUGUUCUGAAAAACCAUACUGUAGGAUCAGAAACUGUUUUGCACCUGACACCUGAACAAGAGAAGGAUAAGUCUCAUUUCACAGAUAAAGAGAGUGGGGUCGAAUUGGAAUUAGUAGAGUGUCAGCCACUUCUGGAAUGGCUUGCUAACAACUACAAGAAUUUUGGUGCUACCUUAGAAAUUAUUACAGAUAAAUCACAGGAAGGAUCCCAGUUUGUCCGUGGGUUUGGUGGCAUUGGAGGUUUGCUACGAUACAAAGUUGACUUCCAGAGUCUACAGCUAGAUGACUUGGACAAUGUGGAGGAUUUUAAUUUAGAUGAUUAUUAAAUUCUAAUUUAUAAAACCAUUUAUCAUUGACAGCAUUUGUAGGAGUGAUGCCGUUAAAUGAACGUGCGAGUCUCUAUUUUGCUCAUGAUGCUUAAUCAAAGAUAUCAAAGACUAUAUAUAUUGAUUUAUUUAUACAUUUAUUAUAAUUAUUUUGAUAUCUUGUAUUUUGCAUUACACUACUAGACAUAACUUUCCUUAAAUUUUUUAUUUUGUUGUUAAAAUCUAUAUAUUUCAUCAAAUAGUUUACAUAGUUUUUUUUAUAGAUUUGUUAUCUUUAGUUAUAUUAAAAUCAUAGUAAUUUUGACAGUUUUACAUAUAUAUAAUUCAAAUGUAAUUGUAUAUGUAAUUAUCAACUAUGUUAAGCAUAAUGUCCUUAAACAAUUGCACAUAGGGAUGUGUAAAUAUAACAUUUUUUACUUUGAACAAACUGGACUUGUUCCUUGCUACUCCCAACCUCUUAUCGACGCUCUGUAUUUAAAAACAUUCCUCUAAUAUUGUUAUGGCAUCUACUUCUAUGAGAGCUUUUUACAGUAAUUAAAUAAAAAACAGCUUAUAAACACUCGCAUAUUUAUUUUACUAUUGCUAUAUAAUAAAAACACAAGUCUGAUUUUAGGGUAAAUAUGUGUAUGUUUAUUUGCUAUAAAUUAAUUUUUGGGCCAAUUUAUUGUAUUAAAUAUUUUGAGAGUUUUUCAUAUUGUAUCAUUUAUUUUAAUUGAAGACAAAAUUUUAUCAGUUGUGAAUGAGAAAUAAACUAAAAUUGGAUCAUGA
This is a messenger RNA of Aethina tumida (small hive beetle), 2382 nucleotides long. It is a transcript of the gene eRF1, whose product is annotated as eukaryotic peptide chain release factor subunit 1. The record is from RefSeq and is a predicted model, not a curated record. Gene Ontology annotation, biological process: cytoplasmic translational termination. Bases 298 to 1614 code for a protein of 438 amino acids. Gene Ontology annotation, molecular function: sequence-specific mRNA binding; translation release factor activity, codon specific. The transcript is spliced from 6 exons. Gene Ontology annotation, cellular component: cytosol; translation release factor complex. NCBI's taxonomy places the organism in Eukaryota, Metazoa, Arthropoda, Insecta, Coleoptera, Nitidulidae.